UGAGUUUGGCUCCGGGCCCCGCCCCGGCAUGGCGCCCGGAACCGGCUGCCGCAGGGACCCGCUCUCCGGCCCGGCCGCGUGGGGGCGGAGCCCGGCCUGCAGCUGCGAGGACCGCAGCGGCGGGAGGUGGAGUCUCCGUCCGGAAGCCGGCGAUUCGCGGCCAUGGCAGUGCCGGCCCGCGGCUUUUCUCUGCUCCGCCGUCGCCUGGGCCGCGUGCUGAUGCUCGGCGGGAGCGUGGUGCUGCCCCUGGGGGCGCCGGGAGCAGCCGGCUGCGCGUCCCGGGGUUUUCGGAGCAGCGGCGUGAGACAUGAUGCCAUCAUUAUCUCAGGAACUGAAAUGGCCAAACAAAUCCAGAAAGAAAUACAGAGAGGUGUGGAAUCAUGGAUUUCCCUUGGGAACAGAAGACCUCACCUCAGUAUCAUUUUAGUGGGUGAUAACCCAGCAAGCCACACGUACGUCAGGAAGAAGAUCAGAGCUGCGUCUGCUGUAGGGAUCCGUAGUGAGAUCAUUCUAAAACCAAAGGAUGUUUCUCAGGAAGAACUUUUGGAUAUAACUGAUCAAUUGAAUAUGGACCCACGAGUCAGUGGUAUAUUGGUUCAGUUACCACUACCAGACCACGUGGAUGAGCGAACAGUAUGCAAUGGAAUUGCCCCUGAAAAAGAUGUAGAUGGAUUUCAUAUUAUCAAUAUUGGAAGACUGUGCCUUGACCAGAAUUCUCUCAUACCGGCCACUGCCAGUGCUGUUUGGGAAAUAAUCAAAAGAACAGGGAUUGAAACAUUUGGGAAAAAUGUGGUUGUAGCUGGAAGAUCCAAGAAUGUAGGGAUGCCCAUUGCCAUGCUUUUACACACUGAUGGAGAGCACGAACGGCCAGGAGGUGAUGCAACCGUGACAAUAGCUCACAGAUACACUCCCAAAGAACAAUUGAAGAUCCAUACACAGCUGGCAGAUGUUAUCAUAGUAGCUGCCGGUAUUCCUAAGUUGAUCACAUCUGAUAUGGUUAAAGAAGGUGCUGCUGUAAUUGACGUGGGUAUCAACUAUGUCCACGACCCAGUGACAGGAAAGACAAAACUGGUUGGAGAUGUGGACUUUGAAGCUGUUAAGAAGAAGGCUAGCUAUAUCACCCCAGUUCCAGGAGGCGUCGGACCCGUGACAGUGGCAAUGCUUCUGAAGAACACCCUUCUGGCAGCUAAAAAACUCAUUUACUAAUUCACAUGAAAGAAUAAAGCAAACUGAAGUCAUGCUAUUUAUUUAUUUGACAAAGGGUGUAAACACCUUUAUAUUUUACUACAAAGCUAUUUAUUUCUACCUUGUAUUUAUUUUUUCAUGGAUGGAAUCAUACUGGACCAGAUGAUUCAUACGACUUUAUGCAUUUCCUGCUAACAGAUUUUGAGUUUUAGGAUAAAACAAAAUAAUUCCAAUGAAAACUUUGGUAACAACGGUUUAUUUUGUGAAUACUAUUUGUUCAUAAUAUUAAACAAUAAAGGGCUCAUAAUAAAUGAAUAUAUUUUUGACACAAAUAUCACACAAAGUAUGUUUUCAACAAAUGUCUUGUCAGCCAAAUGGGUGCCCUCAUAAACUGUAAUUUAGGUUUGGACAUAAGCAUGCUCAAUUUUUAUAUAUUUUAUGUGUCUCAUAUGCUGAAAAAGAGCUUACUUGUAAAAGAAAGAUAAAACAGUAAAAAUAAAAUCUUGAUCUUGUAUAUCUCAUAAAAGCAUCCUAUGAGGUAUCUUAAUGAGAAAUGACACUCUAUUCAAGGAAAGAAAAAUAAACGAAGAAAGCAAAAUACGCAGUGCUACUUGGAAAGGUAAUGAUCAGGGGUGGCUAAGUGUCUGACUUUGGCUCAGGUCAUGAUCUCACGGUUGGUGGGUUUGAGCCCCACGUCAGGCUCUGUGCUGACAGCUCAGAGCCUGGAGCCUGCUUCAGAUUCUGUAUCUCCCUCUCUCUCUGCCCCUCCCCGGCUCAUGUUCUGUCUCUCUCUCUCUCAAAAAUAAAUAAACAUUUAAAAAAUUUUUUAAAAAAAGGUAAUGAUCAUUUCAAACUGUAAAUGACUACUUGCAAUAGUAAAAGCCUAAUAGGAAUAAGUUAGGUUAAGGUGUAAUUUCUUUCUCCUUCCAGAAAAAUAUUUGGAUAAUCUCUUCCUUGAGGAAUAAUGGAAAAAAUCCCAAAACAGACAUAGAAAACAAAAGUAUGGUUGUAUGCUCCCACAAAUAUUAGAAAAAUAGGAUAUAGUAUGAGCAAGGACGUCAUUAAAGAACAAAUGGCUGUUCACAGAUUCAGAAAGUAAUAGGAAAAUAUGACACAAUAUGCCAAAGCUAAACCUUAGCCUAUAACUAGAAAUCUACCACUCUCUUGCCCACAGUUCUUCCCUCUUCUGUUACAGCAUUUGGUUUUCAAAGUAGAUACCAUAUUUCUAACACAAUUUAAAUUAGGAAAUACACUGAAUGUCAGUUGAAGGCGAUUAUGAACCUAUCCUAAGCACAUAAUUGUAUUGUUUUCAUGCCUUAUCCCAGUGUGUUAAUGUACCAACCAUGAUUCUUACCCAGUGCAUGCUUUAUCAGUGUGUGCUCCUGAUCAAUUGUGUGAAAAUAGACUAGAGGCUUAUAAUUAAUAUUUCAACUGUAUAAUAAAAGCGAUUUGAAGAA
Leopardus geoffroyi (Geoffroy's cat) is the source of this 2642-nucleotide messenger RNA. RefSeq names its product methylenetetrahydrofolate dehydrogenase (NADP+ dependent) 2 like (gene MTHFD2L). The transcript is spliced from 8 exons. Lineage: Eukaryota; Metazoa; Chordata; Mammalia; Carnivora; Felidae. The record is from RefSeq and is a predicted model, not a curated record. Gene Ontology annotation, biological process: tetrahydrofolate interconversion. The coding region runs from base 163 to 1206 and encodes 347 amino acids. Gene Ontology annotation, cellular component: mitochondrion. Gene Ontology annotation, molecular function: methylenetetrahydrofolate dehydrogenase (NADP+) activity; methylenetetrahydrofolate dehydrogenase (NAD+) activity; methenyltetrahydrofolate cyclohydrolase activity.